UCAAAACUUAAAAAAGAUUUGUUUGGAGAUUUUCUUGGGCCAUUUGGCUCAUUCUCGCGUUUAGAAACUGCCACAUUUUGACAAAAAUGGCAAAAAAGAAAUAAAAGGGGAGCGAUUUCCUUGCAUGAUUUUUUGGCCCCUGGCAUUAUCCACCCACCACUCCAGUUCUCCAAACAUUUCAUUCUCCAUUUGUUUUUACCUUACCCGGUCGGUUUUACACGGGCGGUGAAGAACUGACGUUGAUUCCUGACAGGAUCGAGCGCGAAUCUGGAGCAUAACGCUCGAAUCACUCGCCCGUUGACUGGCGCUGACUGACAGUCAACUCAAGUCAAACCCCGCAUGGCGCGGACCAAGUGUCGCCGCGCCCUUCGCACUGCAUGCAUGCAAGGCUCGUAUUUAAGAAAUGGAGCAAAGUUUCUUUUCUUGGAGCUCCGGUUGGAUCGUCGAGUCGAUCGAUCGGUUUCGUUUUUCACGCCCGCGAGGAGAAAUAACUUGGGCUGCCAUGGCGGAUCGAGCGACGGAUCGAGCUCGCGAGCACGCUGGCCGCGCGCAAGAGCAGGCCCGGGGCAUGAUGCAGAAGAUCCAGGAGCGAUCGCCCAAUUCCAAGCAGGUGUUGGGGCUCUUGACAAUCAUCACUGGAGUGGUGGUGGCGCUCGUCAUCGGCGGCGUCACGCUGGGAGGAACUGUCUUAACUCUGCUCCUCGCAUCGCCGGUUUUUCUCCUCCUUAGCCCGGUUCUCGUCCCCAUUGGCAUCGUCAUCGCGCUCGCUACAGGCGGAUUUCUCUCGGCCAGCGCCGUGUUUGUGGGAUUUUGCUCCGUGGUAUCUUGGCUCUACAACUACGCUCGCGGCAGGCAUCCCGUGGGAGCCGAUCAAAUCGACGCUGCCAAGCACAGGAUUGCCGACACUGCUAGCCAUGUAACCGAGAAGGCUCGCGAGGUGACGGGGUAUUUGCAAUCUAGAGUUCCAGAGGCUGCUCCAGGUGCUUGAUCAUCUUGAAAAAAGG
Selaginella moellendorffii is the source of this 1004-nucleotide messenger RNA. RefSeq names its product oleosin 16 kDa. The record is from RefSeq and is a predicted model, not a curated record. Gene Ontology annotation, biological process: lipid storage. NCBI's taxonomy places the organism in Eukaryota, Viridiplantae, Streptophyta, Lycopodiopsida, Selaginellales, Selaginellaceae. Gene Ontology annotation, cellular component: membrane; monolayer-surrounded lipid storage body. The transcript has a single exon. Bases 404 to 988 code for a protein of 194 amino acids.